Messenger RNA from Striga asiatica, 13909 nucleotides. Lineage: Eukaryota; Viridiplantae; Streptophyta; Magnoliopsida; Lamiales; Orobanchaceae. The record is from the annotation of a GenBank genome assembly.
AUGACUCUUGCCAAGAUAGAGAAAAGAAGUACUCGCUCAAUGACUCUUGCCAAGAUAGAGACAUGGGACCUCCCACCCGGCGUAUUGCAGGUUAUCGAGAGCUCAAGGAAGAAGUUCGUUCCAGGUGAAAGGUUGGUGGGUGUGGUUCAGUCCAUGCACUUGAGUUCGCUGGUACCUGCAAAGCGCCGGAAUUGCUCCAGCACAAAACCCUCCGACGCCCAGAGUCUCGGUGUGCGCCCGUUCAUGGCCGGCUUACGGCGGCGAUCGUUGGUGUUUGGAGCUAUUGUUUUGGGGAGGACGGAUGUUGGCGGUUUUGCUGUACUGGCUGUUUUGCAUUUGCUUCGUAAAUAUUUGGGUGAGUAUGUCCAUGGGCUGUCGGCAGAGGCCUUGAGAAUCAGUGUCUGGAAAGGUGAUGUGGUUCUCAAAGAUUUGAAAUUGAAAGCUGAGGCGUUGAAUGCAUUGAAGCUUCCUGUAACUGUCAAAGCUGGAUUCCUUGGUAGUAUAACCUUGAAGGUACCUUGGAAAAGCCUCGGCAAGGAGCCAGUCAUUGUUCUAAUUGAUCAGUUGUUUAUUCUUGCAAAUCCUGCACUUGAUGGAAGGUCUCUGAAGGUGGAAGACCGCGAAAAGCUCUUUGAGGCCAAGCUGCAACAAAUUGACGUGUCUAGUAUUGUAGUCACCUGGCCACCUUCUGCAGAUUUGUCUAUCCUUGCGUCUUUAUUAAGUACAGAUUGUGCUCCCUUAACUCUUUCCAGUAAUCAAAACAUUUCUGAUCUUAUAAAAGGUGCCGCUAUCGAGGAAGCAGAAUCAGCAACCCUUGAAGCAAUAUCUAGGUCAAAGCUGGGAAAUCCAUCAGCUGGAAAUUCUUGGCUUGGUUCAAUAAUAGCUACAAUUAUUGGAAACCUAAAGAUUUCUAUUAGCAAUGUCCAUAUCAGAUACGAAGAUUCUGUGAGCAAUCCAGGACACCCAUUUUGUUGUGGCGUCACCCUUUCAAAGCUUGCCGCGGUUACCAUGGAUGAGCAGGGAAACGAAACCUUCGACACAAGUGGUGCUUUAGAUAAGCUGCGCAAGUCAUUGCAACUUGAAAGGCUUGCGAUGUAUCAUGAUUCCAAUCGUGAUCCCUGGAAGUUGGACAAGAAAUGGGAGGAUCUUAGCCCUCGGGAAUGGAUUGAGAUUUUUGAAGACGGGAUUAAUGAAUCUUCAAAAGGCAACAUUUCAAUGUCCCGUUGGGCUCAAGACAGGAAUUAUGUAGUUUCACCGAUAAAUGGAGUUCUUAAGUACCAUCGUCUGGGAAAUCAGGAAAGAAAUGAUUCCAGUGUUCCAUUUGAGAAGGCUUCUGUUGUCAUCAGUGAUGUUUCUUUGACAAUUUCUGAGUGGAUAGAUUUCAUAUCCCCCAUACUUGGUCUUGAAGAUUUUACUCCAAUCUUAAAAGCGCAUUCUCAUAUUGCGUCAUACUUGGCUCAGUAUCAUGAUUGGAUUAAACUAAUGGAGGUCAUAUCCACGUAUCGAACAUAUGUUGAAGUCUCUCAUUUGAGACCCAUGGUCCCAGUAUCAGAUGGGGCUGCAUUGUGGUGGCGUUAUGCUGCUCAAGCUGGAUUGCAGCAGAAGAAGAUGUGUUAUAGAUUCUCUUGGGAGCAAAUCCAGAAUUUUUGUCAUCUUCGAAGGCGAUAUGUGCAGUUAUAUGUUGAUUUCUUGCAGCGAGUAAAUGUAGAUAUUUCAAAAAUAAGAGACAUUGAGAAAGACCUUGAUCCUAAAGUUAUUCUUUUAUGGAGGAUUGCCAUUCCACCUCAUAGUUUUGCUACAUUAGUUCGGCUUGUGGACUGCGAUGUUGAGUCUUAUUUAUUUCUCGCUCAUGCAAAGAUUGAAUCAGUAAAAUCAAAAGAAGCAGCAGAACAGAGGAUGCUUAGAAAAGGAAGCUGGCUCUCUUUAAGAUGGCGAAGCACUUCUGAAGAUGACUCUGGAGUUGACACUUCAAGUGCAUCUCGGUCUGUUGAGGAGAGAUUGACCAAAGAAGAAUGGGAGGCAGUCAAUAAACUGCUAAGCUACCAGCCAGACGAGGAUUUAGCUCAUACUGCAAAAGACAUGCAGAACAUGAUACAUUAUAUGAUUAUUGUUUCCAUCAGUAAGGCAGCAGCCAGGAUUGUCAAUAUCAAUAACACUGAGAUUGUUUGUGGUACAUUUGAAAAUCUGAAUGUUGCUACUAAGUGUAAACAUCGGAGCACCCAUUGUGAUGUGACGUUGCAAUACUAUGGAUUGUCUUCACCUGAAGGAUCUCUUGCCCAGAGUGUCUCAAAUGAGCAGAAGGUCAAUGCUUUGCAAGCCAGUUUUGUGCAUUCCCCAGCAGGAGAAAAUGUAGAUUGGAGACUUUCCGCAACAAUAUCUCCUUGUCAUGUCACGUUUAUCGCAGAAAGUUACGAGCGCUUUUUACAGUUUGUGAAGAGGAGUACUGCUGUUAGUCCUACUGUUGCGUUGGAAACUGCAACUGCGUUGCAGCAUAAAAUUGAAGUGGUGACACGAAGAGCUCAGGAGCAGUUUCAAAUGGUCUUAGAAGAACAAAGCAGGUUUGCUCUUGACAUUGAUCUUGAUGCUCCCAAAGUCAUAGUUCCUAUAAGAUCCUGUACCUCUUUUGAAGGUGACAGCCAUCUUCUGUUAGAUUUUGGUCAUUUCACUUUACAAACGAAGGAGGAUGGUCAGCUUGAUGACCACGAGCACAGUCUGUACACCCGUUGUCAUAUAUCAGGAAGGGAUAUUGCGGCAUUCUUUACUGAUUGUGAUUCUAUGAGUAAAUCCUUCAAUUGGGGAGCUCAACCUUCCAUUUCUCCUUGUUCUGACGAUGCUGACAAAUUCUAUUCUCUGAUCGAUAGGUGUGGAAUGGCUGUAAUUGUUGACCAGAUUAAAGUACCACAUCCGAAUCAUCCAUCCACACGCAUUGCUGUGCAAAUCCCAAGCAUUGGCAUACAUUUCUCGCCAAGCAGAUAUUCCAGGUUCAAUGAAUUGUUGAAUUUACUCAGUGGUGCAAUGCCUAAUGAUGAUCAAACAGUUGAAAGCCUCCCAAAUGGUCUUCUCCCCUGGAAUCCUCCAUAUUUGACUACAGAGGCGAGAUUUCUAGUUUGGAAGGGAAUAGGCUAUUCUGUUGCUGCAUGGCAACCCUGUUUUCUUGUCUUAUCUGGAUUAUAUCUUUAUGUUCUGGAAUCUGAAACUUCUCAAAGCUAUCGGUGCUCAAGUAUGGCUGGUAAACAAGUAUGUGAUGUUCCUUCGACAAAUGUUGGUGGUUCGACUCUGUGUGUUGCGGUGUGCAAUAGAGGCAUGGAUAUCCAAAAGGCUCUGGAGUCUUUUAGUACCCUGAUAGUAGAGUUUCCAAACGAGGAGAUAAAGUCGGCUUGGUUGAGGGAACUUGUAUUAAGUACAUACCGUGCUUCUGCUCCUCCUUCAGUAGACAUGCUUGAUGAUACAAGAGAGGAUCAAAUUGAGUUUGCUGGAUCUCGGUCCAGUAAUGCAAAAGCAGCUGAACUUGUUGUCAAUGGAACAGUAGUAGAAACGAAAUUGUCACUAUACGGAAAGUUUGGAGACAACGAACAAGAGAGAAUACACGAGAAGCUUAUUCUGCAAGUUCUUGCUAGUGGCGGAAAGAUGCACGUCUCAAGUUGUAUAAGUGACUUGACUAUAAAAGUGAAGCUUAAUUCUUUGAAAAUCAAGGAUGAGCUACAGGGUUCUCUAUCUACACAUUCACAAUAUUUGGCCUGUUCAGUUAUCAAUGAUCAGCAUUCAUGUAGCAACCCCAGCAAGUUGGAAUCUCAAGAGAAGGACCUGUCUGCAGAGAUGGUUGAAGAAGACGAUAUCUUCAGAGACGCCCUACCAGAUUUUGUUAUUUUCCAUGAGUCUGCUGAAAUCCACGAGAAGGAUUUUUCUCCAGGAACCAUGGCUACGUGCGAUGUUUUUUAUGAGGCAAUGGGUCCAGAUGAUUCUGAUUUUGUGUCUGUCACAUUUCUGACGAGGAAUCCCAGUUCUCCUGAUUAUGAUGGUAUUGAUACACAGAUGAGUAUUCGGAUGUCCAAGUUGGAGUUUUAUUGCAACCGGCCCACUGUUGUUGCUUUGAUCAAUUUUGGUUUUGAUCUGAGCUCAGCAAAUGGUGUGGUUAGUGGUUCAAAUCUAGAAAAUACUGAUGAUGAGUCUGCUGCAAACAAAGACAAGAUAGAAGAAUAUGGACAUGCAUCAUCCAUUAAGGGACUAUUGGGAUCUGGGAAAGGACGAGUAGUUUUUAAUUUGCACAUGAAUGUUGACAGUGUGACUAUGUUUCUCAAUAAGGAGGACGAUUCUCAACUUGCUAUGUUUGUGCAAGAAAGUUUCCAAUUGGAUAUCAAGGUUCAUCCAAGUUCAACAUCUAUAGACGGGACUUUGGGGAACUUCAGGCUAUGUGAUCUGUCACUUGGGUCUAACCACUGCUGGGGUUGGCUUUGUGAUUUGCGGAACCAAGAAGCAGAAUCCCUUAUACAGUUUUCAUUUAAGUCUUAUAGCAUCGGAGACGACGAUUACGAAGGAUAUGAUUACAGUUUAAGUGGCCGCCUUUCUGCCGUCCGUAUUGUUUUUCUGUACAGAUUUGUCCAGGAGAUAACUGCUUAUUUUGUGGGACUUGCCACUCCGCAUACUGAAGAAGCAAUAAAACUUGUUGAUAAAGUCGGAGGAAUAGAAUGGCUGAUUCAGAAAUAUGAGGUUGAUGGAGCAUCUGCUGUAAAACUGGAUCUUUCACUGGAUAAUCCCAUGAUAGUUGUUCCCCAAAAUUCACUGAGCAAAGACUUCAUGCAACUUGAUCUUGGCCAUCUACGGAUCCAAAACUCAUUCAGUUGGCAUGGUCCAGAAAAAGAUCCUUCUUCUGUACAUCUUGAUGUUCUUGAUGCGGAGCUUUUGGGAAUCAAUAUGGCUGUUGGAAUUAAUGCUUCCAUUGGCAAGCCUAUGAUUCGGGAAGGAAGAGAAGUCCAUGUUAUUGUUCGCCGCAGUUUAAGAGAUGUGUUUCGCAAAGUCCCAACUUUUUGUUUGGAAGUCAAAGUUGGGUCGCUGCAUGCUGUGAUGUCGGACAAGGAAUAUAAUGUUAUUCUUAAUUGUUUCUACAUGAAUUUGUGUGAAGAGCCAUCUCUCCCUCCUAGCUUUCGCAGCAGUGAUUCUUCUGCCAAGGAUACAAUAAAAUUGCUUGUUGAUAAGGUGAACAUGAAUAGCCAGGUCCUUUUGUCGCGUACUGUAACUAUUAUAGCUGUGGAGGUUGGCUAUGCAUCGCUAGAGCUGUGCUAUGGAACUGAUAAGGAGUCACUUUUGGCUAAUGUUAUUCUUGAAGGUCUUUGGGUGUCAUACCGGACGACAUCUUUAUCAGAAGCGGACUUAUAUAUUACUAUACCUAAGUUCUCUAUUUUAGACAUCCGUCCAAACACGAAGUCUGAAAUGAAGCUGAUGCUUGGCUCGUCCACUGAUGUCCCAAAGCAGACUUCUCUUGACCGGAUUGUUGAUUUACCAAAUUCAACGAUGUUUUUAAUGGAUGGAAGAUGGCGCCUUUCAUCACAGUCAUUUGUAGUUCGGGUGCAGCAGCCCCGUAUUCUUGUUGUUCCUGAUUUUCUUCUGGCUAUCUGCGAGUUUUUUGUGCCAUCUUUGGGGAUAACUGGCAGGGACGAAAUGAUGGACCCUAAGAACGAUCCUAUUUCCAAGAGUAACAGCAUAGUUCUAUCUGCCCCUCUAUAUAAACAAACAGAAGAUGUGAUGGAGUUUUCUCCAUGUCGGCAACUUAUAGCUGAUGCUAUUGGGAUUGAUGAAUACAUAUAUGAUGGCUGUGGCAAGACAAUACGUCUUGUUAAUAAGGGAGAAAAAGAGCUGCAUUCAUCUGUCGUCCGGCCCAUAAUUAUCAUAGGGCGGUGUAAGAGGCUGAGGUUCAUAAAUGUAACAUUUGAGAAUGGCUUGCUUUUGAGGAAAUACACGUACUUGAGCAAUGAUAGCAGCUAUUCAGUUUCUCAAGAAGAUGGUGUCGAAUUUUCUUUUCUGGAUGAUAUUUCUGUGAAUAAGAAUCAUGAAGGCUCAGAUUACUUGGAAGUUUCACAAACUUUACAUGCUUCCAAUACAGUUCACUGCGAAUCAAGUAAAACACCAAGUUUCAGUUUUGAAGCCCAGGUUGUUUCUCCUGAGUUCACUUUCUAUGACAAUAGUAAGUCAUUCCUGGAUGAUUCUACCCAUGGUGAAAAGCUUCUACGUGCAAAAACAGAUUUUAGCUUCAUGUAUGCAUCGAAAGAAGAUGAUAGAUGGAUAAGAGGUCUCCUCAAGGAUUUGACUGUGGAGGCUGGAUCUGGCCUCGUUGUUCUUGAUCCAGUAGAUGUGUCAGGGGGAUAUACUUCCGUUAAAGAUAAAACAAACAUAUCUAUAAUGUUCACCGACAUAUAUGCUCAUCUUUCUUUGAGUGUUAUUUCCCUUUUACUUAAUCUUCAAAGUCAGGCAUCUUCAGCACUACAAUUUGGAAAUGCUGACCCCCUGUCCCCUUGUACAAAUUUUGACCGUAUAUGGGUGUCUCCAAAAGAGAAUGGACGUCUUAGUAAUCUGACCUUUUGGAGGCCUCGAGCUCCAUCAAACUAUGUUAUUCUGGGUGAUUGUGUGACAUCGAGGCCAAAUCCUCCUUCACAGUCAGUCCUGUCUGUAAGCAACACAUAUGGUCGUGUUCGGAAGCCUCUUGGAUUUGAGCUCAUCGGUACAUUUCCAAGUAUUCAGGAACAACAGUCUGAAGAAGACCUUUCAAAUAUUGACCGUGAUUGUUCUCUUUGGCUACCUAUUGCACCUGCUGGAUACUUGGCAUUGGGUUGUGUUGCAAAUGUUGGAAGUCAACCACCUCCAAAUCACACUGUUUACUGUAUUCGUUCUGAUCUUGUGACAUCAACAGCAUAUUCAGAAUGUCUAGUCAACUCUUCUGCUAAUCUCAUAUUUGAAUCCGGAUUCAGCAUAUGGCGAAUAGACAACUGUCUUGGGUCAUUUUAUGCACAUCCAUCAGUUGAAUGCCCAUCAAAAAGUUGUUGCUUUGAUCUGAAUCAUCUUCUUCUAUUUAACUUUAGCCAGCGGCAAGCUUCUUCAGGCGAACCCGUCCUGGAUUCUAAUAGUGAACAUGAAAAUGCAUACCUCCAGACGAGUAACCCUGGUGCAAUUUCAUCUGGUUGGGAUGUUUUAAGAUCAAUUUCUAAAGCUAGCUCAUUUUACAUGUCAACCCCAAAUUUUGAGCGAAUCUGGUGGGACAGAGGCGGUGAUCUUCGCCGAUCAUUUUCAAUAUGGAGGCCUAUACCACGCCUUGGAUAUGCCAUACUGGGUGACUGCAUAACUGAAGGCUUGGAACCUCCUCCAUUAGGCAUCAUUUUCAAAGCUGACGACAUCAGUAUUUCUGAAAAACCUGAACGAUUUACUAAAGUUGCUCAUAUUGGGAAGAAAGGCUCGGAGGAAGCUUUCUUCUGGUACCCCAUUGCGCCACCUGGAUAUGCUUCAUUGGGAUGUAUUGUCACACUCCACGAUGAGGCACCUGUUUUAGACUCUAUUUGCUGCCCAAGAAUGGAUUUGGUUAGCCAAGCCAACAUAGCUGAGAUGCCUAUGUCAAGAUCAUCAAGUUCUAGGUCAUCCCAAUGCUGGAGUAUCUGGAAAGUUGACAAUCAGGCCUGCACAUUUCUUGCUCGUUCUGACCUGAAAAAGCCAUCAAACAGAUUAGCAUUUACUAUUGGUGAUUCAAUCAAGCCAAAGACAAGGGACAACAUUACAGCUGAGAUGAAAAUAAGAUGCUUUUCUCUAACUGUUUUGGACAGCUUAUGUGGAAUGAUGACUCCUUUGUUUGAUACCACAAUUACUAACAUCAAGUUAGCAAGUCAUGGCCACCUUGAGGCAAUGAAUGCCGUGUUGAUUUCUUCAUUUGCAGCAUCAACGUUUAACAUUCAGUUAGAAGCAUGGGAACCACUAAUUGAGCCAUUCGACGGAAUAUUUAAGCUUGAAACAUAUGAUACCAAUUUAAGCCAACCAGCAAGUGUAGGCAAAAGAAUGCGAGUUGCAGCUACAACUAUUCUGAAUGUGAAUCUGAGUGCUGCAAAUGUUGGUACCUUAGCACAAACCAUAGAUUCGUGGAAAAGGCAGAAGGAAAUAGAAAAGAGAGCAAUGAGACUUUAUGAGAAUGCCGCUGGUCUUGAUGUGUCUGACCAAAAAUCGACGCAUCUGGCUUUGGAUGAGGAUGAUUUUCAGACUGUGGUAGUUGAAAAUAAACUUGGGUGCGAUAUAUACCUGAAAAAAACUCAGGACAUUUUGGAUACAGUAAAUGUACUGCAUCAUGAUGAUUCUGCUGCUUUGUUCGUAGCACCUCCAAGGUAUUCUGACAGAUUAAAUGUUUCAGAGGAAUCAAAGGAACCUCGAUGUUACGUUGGAAUACAAAUAUUUGAAGCGAAGGGUUUACCUCUUCUUGACGAUGGAAAUAGUCAUCGUUUCUUCUGUGCUUUGCGCGUGCUUGUAGAGAAUCAAGAAGCUAAUCCGCAAAAGCUUUUUCCACAAAGUGCGAGAACAAAGUGUGUUAAACCUUUAUCAAACGAUGCCAAUGGUUCUGAUGAUGGCAUUGCGAAGUGGAACGAACUCUUCUUUUUUGAAGUUCCUCGGAAGGGAACAGCUAAGUUGGAGGUGGAGGUAACAAACCUUGCUGCAAAGGCUGGUAAAGGGGAGGUUGUGGGUGCAUGCUCGUUUUCUGUUGGACAUGGCAUUAGCUUGUUGAAAAAAAUUUCUUCUGCUAAAAUGCUCCAUCAAGUGUCUGAGGUUCAAAGUGUUUCAUGUUAUCCAUUGAAAAGAAUGGGCCAGCAUGAUGUUGAAACGAAUUCUCAUUCUUGCCUUUUGGUUUCCACUUCAUUCAUCGAGAAAAGCGUGGUUAAUGACUUCGAUAAUAAACGGGGAGAUGAAGGUGGUUUAGAUGAAGAUAUGGGUUUCUGGGUUGGACUUGGUCCAGAAGGUCCAUGGGAUGGUUUUCGCUCAUUACUUCCUCUAUCGGUAAUUCCCAGGAAACUGAAAGAUGAUUUUGUGGCACUAGAGGUGUCAAUGAAAGAUGGGAAGAAGCAUGCAGUUUUCAGGGGUCUUGCUGUGGUGAUAAAUGAAUCAGAUAUCAGAUUGAAUAUCUCAACAUGUCCAGUCUCAGUGUUAAAUGGUCAUGAGGUAUCCUCUAGGACAAGCAAAAAUAACACUAUCACUGAAGAGAUCUUUGAAAAUCAACUAUAUCAUCCAGUAUCUGGUUGGGGUAAUACUGAAUAUGGCUCCCCUGGUAAGAAUCCAGGUCGCUGGAGUACAAGGGAUUUUUCAUAUUCAUCUAAAGGAUUCUUUGAACCUCCUCUUCCCCCCGGAUGGAAAUGGGUAUCAACGUGGACUGUUGACAGAUCUCAGUUUGUUGAUUCUGAGGGUUGGGCUUAUGGGCCUGACUAUGAAAGUUUAAAAUGGCCUCCAAAUUCUCCCAAAUCGGGUACAAAAUCAGCUCGUGAUGCAGUUCGCCGUAGGCGUUGGGCCCGCACUAGGCAAGAAGUCAAUGACCGGGCUAUAACAAACCAGGAUUUCCUUGACGUCACUAUUUGUCCUGGUAGCUCAUCGGUUUUACCCUGGAGAAGCAUGUUGCGGGAUUCCAACCAAUGUCUACGAAUUCGUCCAUACAGUGAUGAUUCUCAAACUUCCUAUGCAUGGGGCCAACCAGUCCCUGUGGAGAAGGAUUCAUUAUCUGUUGAUCAACCUUCACUUUCUCGUCAAAGUACCUUAAAACAUGCAAGUAAAACUACAAUUACUCCGUUGAGGCUAGAUCAGCUUGAAAAGAAGGAUCUUCUUUGGUGCUGUCCUGGAUCUAGUGGUAGAUUGUUCUGGCUCUCAAUUGGCACAGAUGCAUCAGCUCUUCAUACAGAUCUUAAUACCCCUGUUUACGACUGGAAAAUAUCGGCCAGCUCGCCUCUGAGGAUGGAAAACAGACUUCCUUGCUCUGCAGAAUUUAAAAUCUGGGAAAAGCUGAGGGAUGGCAAAAAUAUAGAAAGACAGACUGGUUUUGUAGCAUCUCGUGGAACUGUACACGUAUACACUGCUGACAUACGGAAUCCGAUAUACGUUAUGUUAUUUGUUCAGGGUGGUUGGGUGGUAGAAAAGGACCCUGUUCUUAUUUUGGAUAUGGGGGGCGGUAAUCAUGUUUCUUCAUUUUGGAUGCUUCAUCAGCAAAGAAAAAGGAGGAUACGGGUCAGCAUUGAGCGGGAUUUGGGAGGAACUGCAGCUGCCCCGAAAACAAUCAGGUUUUUUGUUCCCUACUGGAUAAAUAAUGAUUCCUUCCUCCCGUUGGCAUAUCGUGUAGUGGAAAUUGAGCCGCUGGAAAGUGCAGAAGUGGAUUCUUUUAUGGUAUCCAAAGCAGUUAAGUCUGCAAAGUCAGCAUCGAAAUAUCCGUCAACACCAGUGGUCAGGAGACAGGCUGGUAUGAGGAGAAAUAUUCAAGUAUUGGAAGCGAUUGAAGAUACAAGUCCAGUACCCAGUAUGCUCUCUCCUCAAGAUUAUGUUGGCCGUGGUGGUGUUAUGCUGUUUUCAUCACGAAAUGACAUGUAUUUGUCUCCAAGGGUGGGCAUUGCUGUUUCUAUGCGAAAUUCUGAAAAUUUCAGUCCUGGAAUAUCCCUUCUUGAGCUGGAGAAAAAGCAAAGAGUUGAUGUGAGGGCAUUCCAAUCUGAUGGAACUUACUACAAACUAUCAGCUGUGUUGCACAUGACUUCUGACAGAACAAAGGUCAUACAUUUUCAGCCACACACAAUGUUUGUAAACAGAGCAGGGUGUAGCAUUUGCGUCCAGCAAUGUGAUACUCAUUUGCUAGAGUGGCUUCAUCCUACAGAACCUCCUAAACAUUUUGGGUGGCAAUCUGGAAAAAGUGAAUUGCUUAAGUUGCGGAUGAAAGGGUACCAAUGGAGCGCGCCAUUCAGUGUAACCUGUGAAGGUCUAAUGUCCGUAUUCUUGAGAAGUGAGCUUGGAGGUGAUCAAAUACACUUUUCUAUUGAGGUCAGAGGUGGGACGAAGACCUCACGCUAUGAAGUUAUAUUCCGUCCCAAAUCCUAUUCAAGUCCUUACAGGAUCGAAAAUCGUUCUAUCUUUCUUCCUAUUCAAGUUCGGCAAGUCAAUGGUUCUCAUGACUCCUGGAGGCCUCUACCCCCCAAUGCUGCAACUUCUUUUUCGUGGGAAGAUGUUGGUAGACAACGACUUUUGGAAGUUUUGGUAGAUGGAGAUGAUCCCAUGACAUCACAGACGUAUGAUAUUGAUGAGAUUAAUGAUCAUCAGCCCAUCCAAAUUUCUGGAGGACCCAGGAGAGGUAUACAAGUCUCAAUCAUUAAGGAAGAGAGAGUAAAUGUUGUUAAGAUCAGCGACUGGAUGCCAGGAAAUGAAGCACCAACACUGUUAAAUCGAAGCAUUUCAUCUGCACAGCGAAUCCCGGAAAAUAAGUCUCAGCUUCAGCCGACAACAUUGGGCUCAGAUUGUGAAUUUCAUCUCAUUCUUGAAGUUGCUGAGCUUGGAUUGUCCAUUGUUGAUCAUACACCAGAAGAGAUAUUAUACUUGUCCCUGCAGAACUUUUUGAUGUCAUAUUCCACUGGACUAGGAUCUGGACUUAGUCGGUUAAAAAUAAGAAUGGGGGGAAUUCAGGUGGAUAAUCAGUUGCCUUUAACUCCAAUGCCAGUUUUAUUCCGGACGCAAAGAGUUGGGGAGGACACUGAUCAUGUUUUGAAGCUUUCUGUUACACAACAGUCUAGUGGAUCUCUAGAUUUAUGCAUAUAUCCAUAUAUAGGGUUGCAAGGACCUGAAAACACAGCCUUCUUAAUUAAUAUUCAUGAACCAAUUAUCUGGCGCCUUCAUGGGCUGAUCCAGCAGGCUAAUUUUACCAGAAUCUUUGAAACUAGGAACACUUCUGUUUCAGUGGAUCCCAUUAUUCAAGUUGGUGUUCUUAAUAUCUCUGAAAUUCGCUUCAAAGUCACCAUGGCAAUGUCCCCAACCCAAAGGCCAGUGGGUGUCCUUGGAUUUUGGGCAAGCUUAAUGACUGCUCUUGGAAAUACUGAAAAUAUGCCCGUGAGGAUAAAUCAGAGAUUUCAGGAACACGUGUCAAUGAGGCAUAGUGUUCUAGUCAAUAAUGCUAUCUCAAAUAUCAAAAAGGAUGUUCUCAGUCAGCCACUUCAGCUGCUUUCUGGGGUUGACAUUUUGGGCAAUGCAAGUAGUGCACUUGGACACAUGAGCAAAGGUGUUGCUGCCUUAUCAAUGGACAAGAAAUUCAUACAAAGUCGUCAACGACAGGAUAACAAAGGUGUGGAAGACUUUGGUGAUGUUAUUCGAGAGGGUGGUGGGGCCUUAGCCAAAGGCAUAUUCCGAGGAGUCACCGGAAUUUUAACUAAGCCUCUCGAGGGUGCAAAAGCAUCUGGGGUUGAGGGCUUUGUGCAGGGUGUUGGAAAGGGAUUGAUAGGUGCUGCUGCACAACCAGUUAGCGGUGUUUUAGAUCUUCUGUCAAAGACCACAGAAGGUGCAAACGCAAUGAGAAUGAAGAUAGCUUCUGCCAUUGCUUCCGAAGAUCAACUUCUCAGGCGAAGGCUACCCCGAGUUAUUAGUGGUGAUAAUUUAAUUAGGCCAUAUGAUGAGCACAAAGCACGAGGACAGGCAAUUCUGCAACUAGCGGAAUCUGGAUCCUUCUUAGUUGAUUUGUUUAAAGUACGUGGAAAGUUUGCAUUGACAGACGCUUACGAAGACCAUUUUGCACUUCCUAAAGGGAGAAUCAUUCUCAUGACUCACCGGCGAGUUAUACUGUUGCAGCAACCUUCCAAUCUCAUAGCACAGAAAAAAUUCAAUCCUGCCAGAGACCCGUGUUCGGUGCUAUGGGAUGUCGCUUGGGACGAUUUGGUGACAAUGGAACUCGUUCACGGUAAGAAAGAUCGUCCGAGUGCUCCUCCUUCACGGGUCAUUCUAUAUCUGCACAGUAAAUUGUUGGACGGGAAGGAUCAAAUCCGCAUUGUAAAGUGUGAACGUGACUCUAAUCAAGCAAUUGAGGUUUAUUCCUCAAUCGAACAAGCGAUAUCCAGUUAUGGGCCCACGCAGUCAAUGGCCUCGCUGAAAAGGAAAGUGACGAAACCCUAUUCGCCCGCGAUUGAUGCCGUGAUUCCUAAAGGAGGGUACACAAUGUCACCUCAGCAGAUGCCUUCAUCUGUAUCCUUAACAUCAACACUUGGAGCCGUAAACAGCGAUUGACCUGGAAAAAAGUGGCUUCUUCUUGGCUUGCUCUGUUUUCACUAACAGCAUCAAAAGGCCUAUAUGAACCGAUACCUGGGGCCCACCCCAGCAGGACCCCCACCUCCUCAAAGUCCGAAGCAAGAAAACUAAAAAAGAAGGAAAAUUUAUUACAAUUGGUAUUGGUGCGAGAUGAUUGUUCGUAGGCCAUGGGUGCUGCUGGUGAUGUUCAGCUCCCCAAAUCUGGUAUUUUUUUGCAUCCAAGUAAAAGGUAUGGUUUUGAGUUCUCGAGAAGAGAUAGUAACCCAUCGACCUGUGCUUGUUGGGAUGUAGAUAUGAGAAUAUAUUACAUACACACAUAUAUAUCUUAGCACCUUAUGCUUUUAUGAAAUGAUGAAUAUUACUCUGUGUGUAUAUAUAUAUAUAUAUAUCAACUAUCUAAAGAGCGUGUUUGUAGUUGGCUGUAAUGAGCUUCUGCGUAAUGUAAUGUUUUUCUGUAGUGUACAAAAUAGCUAGGAACUAUUUACAUAUCCCAGUGUUUGUCUGUCUGUGUAGGUUUUGUUGGUGCCCAUGGAUAGACUACUUAGUAUAUAGCAAAAGAGUGUUCUAUUUAUUUUAUUAUUAUUAUUAUUCUUAUUGUACUGUUUAUUGUGAAUAUAUAUAUCUUAUGCUGAACAGAAAUGCA